Molecule: messenger RNA, 705 nt
Organism: Rhagoletis zephyria (snowberry fruit fly)
Lineage: Eukaryota; Metazoa; Arthropoda; Insecta; Diptera; Tephritidae
Source: RefSeq, a predicted model, not a curated record
AUGGACAACAAUUUGGCCCUUGAGGGCCAGCCGCCGAGCACAAGCACCAUACGCCGGUCCUACCAGAGCUCUGGCUAUGGCGGCAAUGUCAAUGACUACUCGGGUGGACAAUCCUACGGAGGACAGAGUGGGCAGCAACAGCAGUAUGGAGGACAGCAGCAGCAAAUGGGCGGAACCAUUGGCCGCCAGUUUGAUCCAAUGUUUCCCCCGGGAGGAGGAGGUGGCGGCGGUUACUCUGGGAUGAGCGGCUUUGGAAUGGGCGCCUCCGGGUACUACCCGAGCGGCUUCGGCCUGGAGAACCGCUUCCUCUCGCUCUUUCCCCGCCGGUCUUCCUUCUACCAACCGUACUACCCCUAUGGACCGUUUGGAGCUGGUGGCUCACUCUUUCCCGGCGCUGGAGGAGGUCCCUUUGGAGGUGGUGGUGGACUGUUUGGAACCGGUGGAGGUGGCGGUCAAUACGGAGGCGGUGGCUAUCCAGGAAUGGGAAUGGGCAUGGGAGGAGGAGGCGGGGGCCUAGGCAACGCCUUUGGUGCCCUAGGUCGCCUGGCGCAGGCCUCUUCGCUGCUCACCGGCGGACUGCAGAGCUACCGAGAGCGACUUCAGCCCGGUUCGAUGCUGGGCUCGAUGACCUCGGCGGCGGCUGCGGCUCAAUCAGCCCCGCCGCUGAUGCAUCACUACAGCGGCGAAAUGGAAGGAACGUCCUGA